AUGUCGGAUCCUCAGGUUCAGCCCGAGCCCCGCCGUCGGCGCAAACCCUCCAUCUCGGAGCGAUUUCAACGGGUCUUGCAUGGGGAUCGCGCUGAAAAGAGGCGACAGAGUUACUCUCCAGGAGAUGAUGCUCAAGGACUUGAGAGCAACCACCAAUCGGCGCCGUCUGCGACAACCGCUCAGGCACUGACGCAGCCUGAGCUUCAGCCCAAGAGAGGCGAGCUUCCAAGUCAGAGAGACAGUUCUGCUCAUACGAACUUUGGCGUCAGUGAUACGCUACUGGGAGAUUCCUAUUCCAGCACACAGACGUAUUCGCCGCGGACGUCUCAAUUGCCAUCAGUAAGCACGCCCCAGUCAAGUCUCUCCGUGCCAGCAGCGUCUUUACAGGACGAGCAGACCUCGACUCCACGACCUGUGUCUAUUACCGACAAUUGUCUGCCUCGAGAGCAAGAACAUGAAAAAGCAACAGAAAAAGCAAAAGAAAAAGAGGAGAUAUGCUCAUCACCAACAUGGAAAAAGACGUCGCGAAAGGAGAGACGCGCCACCAAGCGACUGGAAGCCGAGCGAAAGGAGUUGGAAAAGCGACUGCGCAAAUUGGAAGAGUCGCAAGCCAAACACGAGAAAAAAGAGCAGGAGCGUAAAUCUCGUCGGUUGACCAAAAAGCAACCCAUCCAAAGUGGGAAGAGGUCCACGAGUACCGAGUCCGAUAGGCCGCGAUCCUCAAGAUCGUUCACCUCGUUCUUCUCUUCGUCGCGUCGUUCAUCCCGCUCACGAGCAAACUCGGAAAAUGGACAUCAAUCGACCGACGACGAGGGCGCUGGACCCCGGGGACCGCCCACCCUCCCACUUGCGCUGCCGGAGCGCUUUGGAACGGCUGUCUCACGCGAGCUGGCCUCGAGACAUGGCACGUCCUUGAUGACCAGUCAUCAGCUGUCUCGAUCCUCACAUCUUCUACACCACUCGGCCACCAAGUCUGAUGAUUUGCGGGAGAAUUGGAGGAUGGCAGAGGCCUGGCAGCGACAGAAUCACGAUUUUGCAAGCGAAGAGUUGGCGAGUGCGCGUCCGCGUUCCGCCAUCGAACAAUCGGCCUUGCGAAACCGUGCGGUACCGAAAUACAUGAGUCAACCGAGCUCAAACAUUGGCUUGUCCACUAAUGUCUGGGCGGAACUGGAUCGCAUGCGAUUCACGGCGACUCUCAGACAGGAUAUCAAGCCCGAGGAGCCUUCCCCCCGUGAUAUCCCAUCUUCUCUGCGGCCGGCCUUGCCGGUGAAUACGCAGAGCUCCAGCUCGCUGCAGUCAACUGGAGCUCGCGGAAAUCCGGGUAAUUCGACACGCAUGAUCUACAACUCCGGACAUGGACAGGCCAAAGGAGGAUCGCAGACAAAAGUGUACUCUUACAUUCCUCUUGGUCAAGAUGGAAAACACAGCAAACCUAUGAUGCAAAAGCAUGACUCUGAAGGCAGUCUUCAGCCGCAACAAAAGGGUUACAAAUCGUCACCACUAGCUAUGAAUCCACUCACGACGGGACAUGAAGAAGACGGAAAGGCAGAGGAGAUGCGCAAGUCACUCAAGGCUUCGAUAGGUCAAAAGCAAUCCUACGAGCUCAUCCCGCAACCACUGCGCAUCAGCUCCGAAGGCUCUCGCAGUCACAACCGUCAGGUGUCAAGUCCUGCAUUCACGGCUUGGCGGGGAGAUCAAUCACCAUCGCGGUCUCGCGCAGACCGUCAGACGACACUGGCUAUUUCAGCACCUUCCACGGGCCUGGCAGAAGUAUCUUCUGGGGUAAUCAGUGGCCAAAGGCAGGAUCACAUCUCGCAUCUACAAGACGUUAACAAGAGACGUCCUGCGUCUGCUCAGUCGACACCCCCCUCACCUAUACAGGUACCACUCAAGCAUCCAGGACGCAAGUACGCGCUUGCAGAGAACUCUCCGUAUGGCCGACUCAGUCUCGAUAGCAAAGUGUCAGCUAUGACUGCUCCGGAGGAGGUACCGGCGGCUACUCACUCAGAGCAGGCAGUGUCUCACGCAGGUCAUUCGCUGGCUGAAACGUCUGCUAGUAAAUCCACGCCUAACGUGCUUGGCAACCAUCGCUUCAGUCGAGCAUCAUCGGAGGGAUCAAGUUAUGAUACGGCAGAUGAACAGGUCCUCGACGUGUCGAUGUCUCCUGUAUCUCAAGGAGAUCAUCAACUGAUCUCGGCGGCAAAGGCAGAGUCUGCUGAAGUGAUUUGCAAUCUAAACCAUGAUGACAUUGACAGCAAUGCUUUCGCCUUACCCAAUUCAUCCACCACGGAGCAGAUCGGUCGCCGAACAAAACUCAGAAGCAAAGACAUUUCCUUGCAAGACCCCAGUCUAAGGUCAACAUCACCAUCACCACCACAUCCAUCAAACCCGACUGUCCACCUUCUCCCUCCCCCUCCUCCUCCGCUGUCCCGCAACGGCUUCAUCACCAAACUCCGCCGCACCUCUCUCUCCCAAUCAAAUCAAUCCCACCCCACCAUCUAUAUCAAAGACCAACUCGUCGCCAAACUCUUCGUCAUCUGCUGCGGUUGUAAUCAUUGGCACGAUCUUCCUGCUGAACUCUACGCCCAACUCACCUGUCCGGAACGAUUCCACAUUGUUGAACAUCCCGAACCUAGAUCACAAACCCAAUCCCAAUCUCAAGCCCAGACUUACUCCCGACCUGCCCCCUCACUACCUCACUCACCAUCCCAACAUAACGUCUCGAAUCGACGCACAUUGGUGAAAACCCCCAAUACAAGAAAACACCCGACACUAGCAUUCACACCAGCGCCAAACGAUACCACUUCAAAUCCCAAAGACAAACCAGACUCCAAGGGUCAAUCCAAAACCACAGAGAACAACAAGAAUAUCCACACCCACACCAACAAAACACCUUCCCACAGCCCCGUCUUCGGAGCACUGACCUGUCCCUGGUGCGGCCAUGAACUGAAAACAUCAUGUUGUCAGGGCUGGACAACCGUCGUCCAGAUGCAGCAUAAACAUCAUUGA
Molecule: messenger RNA, 3009 nt
Organism: Penicillium diatomitis
Lineage: Eukaryota; Fungi; Ascomycota; Eurotiomycetes; Eurotiales; Aspergillaceae
Exons: 2
Coding region: 1-3009 (1002 amino acids)
Source: RefSeq, a predicted model, not a curated record